Molecule: messenger RNA, 3207 nt
Organism: Phodopus roborovskii (desert hamster)
Lineage: Eukaryota; Metazoa; Chordata; Mammalia; Rodentia; Cricetidae
Gene: Parvg
Product: parvin gamma
Exons: 13
Coding region: 229-1209 (326 amino acids)
Biological process (GO): establishment or maintenance of cell polarity; actin cytoskeleton organization; substrate adhesion-dependent cell spreading
Cellular component (GO): actin cytoskeleton; focal adhesion; cytoplasm
Molecular function (GO): actin binding
Source: RefSeq, a predicted model, not a curated record
GGGGCUGGGCCUCUGGUAGUCUCUCAGUGGAGUUAGGGCACUUCACUCACCAUCAAUUCAGAGGAGGAAGCUGCUUGCAGCCACCAGGGUGGCAGAGGAAGUGAGCAGAAGCCCUGCCUUCCACUUCCGGACCCGGAACCUGUCUCUCUCAGGAACCUGGUCACCCUCUGUGUUAGUGGGCUUCAUUUCCUGGUGUGAAAAGAAGUGGCAGGGAAGGCACAGGAGAAGAUGGAGUCAGAGCCCCUCUACAACCUGUUGCAGCUCCCAAAGGAGGUGGAUCAGCCCAUGGAGGAGGAGCUCCCACGAGGUGCUGGCCCUGGAGGAAAGAAGAAAUACCUGCCCCCCAAUUCUCGGAAGGACCCUAAGUUUGAAGAACUACAGAAGGUGCUGAUGGAGUGGAUCAACACCACACUUCUCCCAGAGCACAUUGUUGUCCGCAGCCUGGAGGAGGACAUGUUCGAUGGACUCAUUUUGCACCACCUGUUCCAGAAGCUGGCAGCCCUCAAGCUGGAAGUGGAAGAAAUCUCUCUGACCUCAGCCAGCCAGAGGCGCAAGCUAGGGGUCAUCUUGGAGGCCGUCAACCAGAGUCUUCAGGUUGAAGAGCAACAGGCCAAGUGGAGUGUGGAGACCAUUUUCAACAAGGAUCUGCUGGCCACCUUGCAUCUCUUGGUGGCCCUGGUCAAACACUUCCAGCCGGACCUGCCCCUUCCAGACAAUGUCCAGGUGGAAGUCAUCCACAUUGAGAGCACCAAGGCUGGCCUGAAGUCAGACAAGCUGGUGGAACAGCUCACAGAAGAAUGCAGCUCACACAAGGACCAGCCUUCACAGGACACCUUUGAUGAAUUAUUUAAGCUGGCUCCGGAGAAAGUGCAUGCCGUCAAAGAGGCAGUUGUGAGCUUUGUCAACCAAAAGGUGGAGAACCUGGGCCUGUCUGUGCAAAGUCUGGACACACAGUUUGCAGAUGGGGUCAUCCUACUUCUGCUGAUCGGACAGCUGGAAGGCUUCUUUCUGCAUCUGAAGGAAUUCUAUCUCACUCCCAGCUCUCCUAUAGAAAUGCUGCACAAUGUCACCUUAGCCCUGGAGUUGCUGAAGGAUGAAGGUCUACUCAGCUACCCUGUCAACCCAGAAGAUAUUGUGAACAAGGACGCCAAGAGCACACUGAGAAUACUCUACAGCCUGUUCCAGAAGCAUGCACCAAGGGCACACUGAGAAUACUCUACAGCCUGUUCCAGAAGCAUGCACCAAGGGCAGAGGGCACUGGCUCAUUCCAUGAUACCCCAACCUAGUCAGCUCUGCCUGCCUCCCCAAGCCAUUUCUCAGGACCUUCCACCCCUGGAGGGCCAGCGGUCCCGGAUCCUUCCACCCCAGCCUUGUUCCUGUGGGUUGGUGGCAUUCUUCCCUCCCACACCUAUCCUGCUCACAUGCACUCAUGGACUGAUAUCUUUGACCCCACCAGACGGGGAUCCCUUCUGAACCUACCUCUGCUUUCCGAAGUGAAGUGUAUUUUGACAGCUGUAUAAAUUGUAUUUCUAUGUGGGUGUGGGGGGUGCUCUGGGUUCCUGUGAGUCCAGAAUGAGCCUUUAACAUUGGUGAAAAGACUUUGGUUCCCAGGCUAGACCAGCUCUCUGCAGCCCCCAGUCUGACUACUAUGGCUAUACCUGGACAGUUGGUGGCUGUCCCCCCACCCCCCCUAAGCUGACUUUCCCCAGCCAGAGGCUCUUUGGUAUUAAGGCUGAUGGCCUCGGUCCACCCAGCUGUCUACUUUCCACUUGGCCCAAGGUCAUCACCCAAAGACUGGAGCCCCAUGAGGGAGAACUGAAUUCAGUUUCUUGUCAGAGGAUCCUGGCCAGGCUAUCCCUACUGCUGUAAUCCUGAACUUCACCUCCAAGCCCCAGCGAAGAAGCCUGUGGUUGGUUCCUGGGUUCAGGCUAUCUCUGGUCAUCUUCGAGGAGCCAUGAGCAUUCUAUUCUGUGAAACUUUGUGUCUUCUGCAAAGAGAGAGAAACAGCUGAAGAACUGAGCUGGUUCCAUCCCAGCUGAAGGAGAAGCUGUGGCUGGAAAUGCAAGGCUUGGGGUGCAGAGAUGCAGACAUAUAGGGGUGUAUGUAUUCACAGGUGUAGGGAUGGUCUGGGGUGGUACAGAGAACAGCUUUGCUUUGAGCCUAGUCUGGAAAGGACAGACCACCCCUCCCAAGACAAUGGGUGGAGCUAGGAGUGACCUGGGGCACUGGUGUCUGAUGUGAGGGCCCUAAAGACUCUUCCCUCCAUCCAGCUCCAAUCCCCCUGUCCCCUUGCCUACUCAUAAGUCUUACAGUGGGGGUCCCAUCAGAUAUCUCCUCUGUCCUGCUGCCUCUGGGACAUGUCCCUCUCCCAUGGUGGGGCAUCAUCACAGUGGCUGGGGCCAAUUUGCCUCUAUCUCAGGUAACUCUCCAUGAAGGCCUUCCUCUAGGCCUUGUUCUCUCUGGAGCAUCCUGAGCCGUGGUGGCCAGUGUCCAUGUUCACCUCCUAAGCUCUUGGCCUGCUGGCCCACCUGGCCCCUCCAUGUCCUCAUUUCCAUGCCUCCCCCCAUCUGAUAGCAAACUUAAAUCAUAAUGAUAAUGACUUUUGUAAUUUUACUGAGGAAUAACUUGCAUGCUCCAGUUUAAAUGUACAACUCAAUAACAGUUGACCAACAUAUGCAGUCAUCAUAUACCUCCUGCAGAAGGGUCACGCCCUGAAACAACCUGUCACCUGAUGUCCCAGCCUUCGGAGCUCUGACCUUAGAAGUAGCCGAUCCACUUUUUGUUGCUGUCAUUUUGUCUUUUCUACAGCUUUUAGAAACUGCAUUAGGGAGGAAGUAGUCUUCCAUGUGGGGUUUCUUUGCCCUGGUACCAUUCUGCCCUCUCUACAGUGACCCCACAGCCCAUCCCUCUGCUUGCUGGUAACAGGCCCCUCAGUGGGUGCCAAUCAACCAUUCACACAUUUGCUUCCUAUAAAGCCUGAGGGUUCUCUUUACUGUUUAGUUUUUAUGUAGUUUAUGGGGGUUGCUACCAGUGGUUUUCAGAUUUGAUGUGCAUGUUCACGUCUUUGUCUGGGCACUUCCUUUCGCUUUGCCUGGGUGAACACCCGUGACUGACAUGACUGAUUCAUAUAGAAUAGUAUAUUUUAUUCUGUGAAAGGGUUUGGGGAAGUAAAUAUACCGUUUUCAUUGCCACGUGCAAUGCCCAAGA